Messenger RNA from Acanthocheilonema viteae, 468 nucleotides. The record is from the annotation of a GenBank genome assembly. NCBI's taxonomy places the organism in Eukaryota, Metazoa, Nematoda, Chromadorea, Rhabditida, Onchocercidae.
AUGGCAAGAAGAAAUUUGACAUAUAAGGAGAAGGCGUCGGUAACAGCCGUCUUGCAAGAAGAUCCACCUUUUAUACAAAAAAUUAAGGAGAAAUUAGGCUACAAGCCACCGCCAACAAUUGAAAAUAAAUUUUCAACGACUGCAGGUGAAGGAUAUAUUGAGAAUGAUCUCGACGACGAUGAUUUGUCACGAAUGAAUCAAGAAGACAGACCUCAGAUUGUUAUUUUGGAUGCUCAGAGAGAUCUGAACGAGGAGGAACUGGAAGCUGAAUUGGACAAAAGAUGCUCUGAAGAAGAUCAGCGAAAAAUUGAAGAAGGGAAGAUAAUUUUCAAAAAGCCCGUGAAACGAAAAGAUCAGCACUCUGAGGAAGAAACAGCUGAGAAACGAAGGUAUAAAGAAGAAGUGAAGGAAGUAACCACGUCAAAUUCAAGAUUAUUAUCGUUUAAUGAUGAAGAAGAUAAUGACUGA